This is a messenger RNA of Equus quagga, 4518 nucleotides long. It is a transcript of the gene ZER1, whose product is annotated as zyg-11 related cell cycle regulator. The coding region runs from base 645 to 2945 and encodes 766 amino acids. Gene Ontology annotation, cellular component: Cul2-RING ubiquitin ligase complex. The transcript is spliced from 16 exons. The record is from RefSeq and is a predicted model, not a curated record. Gene Ontology annotation, molecular function: protein binding. NCBI's taxonomy places the organism in Eukaryota, Metazoa, Chordata, Mammalia, Perissodactyla, Equidae.
AUCGCGGGGAAGCUCCUGACCGCGUUUGGACGCGUGGGCGUGAGCUACCUGCGGAGACCCCUGGGGGAGAUGCUCCGGAGGGCGCGGGACGUGGGGCGGCGCUCAGAGACGUGGGUGCUGACGAGCGAAGGUGGAGUCAGCCCCGCCCUCAGCCGCUGCCUGGGCUCCGGCGACCCGCGGGCCAGCGCGGGAGCCCGCCCCGAUGUCCCACGAGCCGGCCCCGCCGAGGCCAGGAAGAGCCCCUGAGAAGCGCGCUCAGGAGCGGGGGCCGGCCCACCCGGCUCGCUCCUCCACCCGCGGACGGGACCGCCGUCCCGGAGGAGAGCCGCCGCGGGGCCCCGGAACCUUCUGGCGCCGCCGCCCGCGUUCGCCGCGGGACCCGUCGGGGGAACCCGUUCGCUGUUGCUAAGAGGCGGCCCCGGAAGUGACGCGCCCGGGGUUUGUUGACAGCGGAGGCGGCGGCGGCUGCAGCCUCCGAGCCGUAGGAGCCGGAUCGGGGGAGGGGCCGGGCCCCGGAGCCAGCACCCGGCGGCCCGCAGCCCUAAGGGCAAGGUUGUGGCUCUGUCAAUGAUCCUGUGAGUAUUGGAGAGUCACUGUGCCCCUGAGGGCCCCUGUCCUGGCUUGAACCACCUGCCUGCGCCAGCAUGGCGUCCGACACUCCUGAGUCCCUGAUGGCCCUGUGCACUGACUUCUGCCUGCGCAACCUAGAAGGCACCUUGGGCUACCUGCUGGACAAGGAGACUCUGCGGCUACAUCCAGACGUCUUCCUGCCCAGCGAGAUCUGUGACCGGCUCGUCAAUGAGUAUGUGGAGCUGGUCAACGCCGCCUGCAACUUUGAGCCACACGAGAGCUUCUUCAGCCUCUUCUCGGACCCCCGCAGCACCCGCCUCACCCGUAUCCACCUCCGCGAGGACCUGGUGCAGGACCAGGACCUGGAAGCCAUUCGCAAGCAGGAUCUGGUGGAGCUGUACCUGACCAACUGCGAGAAGCUGUCCGCCAAGAGCCUGCAGACGCUGAGGAGCUUUAGCCACACCCUGGUGUCCCUGAGCCUCUUCGGCUGUGCAAACAUUUUCUACGAGGAGGAGAACCCAGGGGGCUGUGAAGACGAGUGCCUCGUCAACCCCACCUGCCAGGUGCUGGUCAAGGACUUCACCUUCGAGGGCUUUAGCCGCCUCCGCUUCCUGAACUUGGGCCGCAUGAUCGAUGGGGUCCCCGUGGAGUCCCUGCUGCGACCACUGAACUCGCUGGCCGCCUUGGACCUCUCAGGCAUUCAGACAAGCGAUGCGGCUUUCCUAACUCAGUGGAAGGACAGCCUGGUGUCCCUUGUGCUCUACAACAUGGACCUGUCGGAAGACCACAUCCGCGUCAUCGUCCAGCUGCACAAGCUGCGACACCUAGACAUCUCCCGAGACCGCCUCUCCAGCUACUACAAGUUCAAGCUGACUCGCAAGGUGCUGAGCCUCUUUGUGCAGAAGUUGGGGAACCUGAUGUCCCUGGACAUCUCUGGCCACAUGAUCCUGGAGAACUGCAGCAUCUCCAAGAUGGACGAGGAAGCAGGGCAGACCAGCAUCGAGCCUUCCAAGAGCAGCAUCAUGCCCUUCCGGGCCCUGAAGAGGCCCCUGCAGUUCCUGGGGCUCUUCGAGACCUCUCUGUGCCGUCUCACGCAUAUUCCGGCCUACAAGGUGAGUGGUGACAAAAAUGAGGAGCAGGUGCUGAACGCCAUCGAGGCCUACACGGAGCACAGGCCUGAGAUCACCUCACGAGCCAUCAACCUGCUUUUUGACAUCGCACGCAUCGAGCGCUGCAACCAGCUCCUGCGGGCCCUGAAGCUGGUCAUCACGGCCCUCAAGUGCCACAAGUAUGACAAGAACAUUCAAGUGACGGGCAGUGCUGCCCUCUUCUACCUGACCAAUUCCGAGUACCGCUCAGAGCAGAGCGUCAAGCUGCGCCGGCAGGUCAUCCAGGUGGUGCUGAAUGGCAUGGAAUCCUACCAGGAGGUGACGGUCCAGCGGAACUGCUGCCUGACCCUCUGCAACUUCAGCAUCCCUGAGGAGCUGGAAUUCCAGUACCGCCGGGUCAACGAGCUCCUGCUCAGCAUCCUCAACCCCACGCGGCAGGACGAGUCGAUCCAGCGCAUCGCUGUGCACCUGUGCAACGCCCUGGUCUGCCAGGUGGACAAUGACCACAAGGAGGCCGUGGGCAAGAUGGGCUUUGUGGUGACCAUGCUGAAGCUAAUUCAGAAGAAGCUGCUGGACAAGAUAUGUGACCAGGUGAUGGAGUUCUCCUGGAGCGCCCUGUGGAACAUCACGGACGAGACGCCCGACAACUGCGAGAUGUUCCUCAACUUCAACGGCAUGAAGCUCUUCCUGGACUGCCUGAAGGAAUUCCCAGAGAAGCAGGAACUGCAUCGGAAUAUGCUGGGACUCUUGGGCAACGUGGCAGAGGUGAAGGAGCUGCGGCCCCAGCUAAUGACUUCCCAAUUCAUCAGUGUCUUUAGCAACCUGCUAGAGAGCAAGGCUGAUGGGAUUGAGGUUUCCUACAAUGCCUGCGGCGUCCUCUCCCACAUCAUGUUUGAUGGGCCGGAGGCCUGGGGCAUCUGUGAACCCCAGCGGGAGGAGGUGGAGGAGCGCAUGUGGGCAGCAAUCCAGAGCUGGGACAUCAACUCACGGAGGAAUAUCAAUUACAGGUCAUUUGAGCCAAUUCUGCGCCUCCUUCCCCAGGGCAUCUCUCCUGUCAGCCAGCACUGGGCUACCUGGGCCCUGUACAACCUUGUGUCUGUCUACCCGGACAAGUACUGCCCCCUACUGAUCAAAGAAGGUGGGAUGCCCCUUCUGAGGGACAUGAUCAAGAUGGCGACUGCACGGCAGGAGACGAAGGAAAUGGCCCGCAAGGUGAUUGAGCACUGCAGUAACUUUAAAGAGGAGAACAUGGACACGUCUAGAUAGAGGCCUCCACCCCUGUGGCCACCCCUGCUCUGGACCCGAGGCCGGAGGAAGCGUUCUCAGCAGGCCAGCUGGCAGACCCCCACCGGGAGCCUCCCACUGGAUGGAGGGGGACUUUUGCACAACCGACGCUUUUCCUUAACAUUAGUGAGAUAUAUAUAUUAUAUAUAUGUAUAUAUUAUUUUUUUUUGGUUAGGAAGUGUGAAGUUUUGUGUGUAUGAUUUCUGUACAAAAACAAAAGAAACACUCCCUGAGUCCUUGCAGCUUCCUUGGCCAUUCUCGAGCCCAACGCAAAGCCGUCAUUGCUGCCACACUCACUCCCACCCCGCCAGACUAAAUGCCUCUACCGUUGUGAGCGUCCGGUCCCUUCCCAGUGAUCUCAGACCCUCAGACUCUCUGUUAGGAGAGGCAGCAGGCUGUUAACAACCCACUCUGGCUUCCUCACCCACUUGCCAAAGCCUGAGAACCCCAUCUGGGUUCCCGAGUGCGGCUGAUGGGGUUUGGGAUGAAAACUACCCCCACUGGGUCUCCCAAAUGCCUUGGUGCUCCCAGCUGUGGCCAUCUGGGGCAAGGAAGUGAACCGUGCCGAGGCCCAGGUCCAGGCAGCCCCAGCCCCAGAGGAGCCUCCAGGAACAGGGCUCACAGUGGCCCUGCUGCUCUCUGGCCAGGCCUGCCUGAGCCCACGCUGCUAUGGAGGCUGCCUCCUAGUCUCCCACCAGGUCCCAGGCUGGUGAAGCCUCCAGCCCAGGGCUGGUCAAGAACUCGGGCAGAUUCCAUUGCCCCUUCUGCCAAACAUGUCAGAACUGGCCCCCAGCCCUGGAAGCCAGCACCUUCUGGAGCUGGGGGCUCGCUCCCUCCCUUCCCAGCCCCUUAGCAACCCGCAGCACCCAAGGUGCCCAGGCACCCCACCAGCAGAACUGAGCCUGCCUCAUUUGCCCCUGCCUGCCCCGCUACCCAGAGGCCCCCACUCCAGCCUUUCCCAGCAGCAACAGGCAGAUGCCUCCAGACCAGCACUUGGCACAACCUGCAGUGGCCCCACUUGGCCCUCCUGAGCCCCCCGCCCCACUCCCAGGCUUUAUUUGGAAACCUCUGUGCUGUGUUCAGAGAAGUAUGAGCCGCAAAUGUGUCUUGAAAUAUCUGUGGUCCUCUCGGUAAUUCCGAAUUGCUUCUCAUGGAACAGGCGGUGGCGAGGAGGUCCCUCUGGAACAAGGGGCCUGGGGAGCAGAGCUGACUCUGCAGGCAGCCGCUGGGGAUAGCUUUUCUUCCCUCCUCUUUCCCUGGGCCUGUUCUGGGUUCUCCUAGCAUUUCUGCCUCCAGACAGAACAGACUGGAUGAGCAGCCCGGGGAGAGACACCUGGCCUUUUUCUCUUGGAGUCUUUCCCUCCCGGCCCUGGGAAGGGGACAGCUGCCCUGUGUUCCCCCAGCUUGGCAGAUGGGCCACAUCUGCCCCCCUUCCACGCUCACGUGGCCUGAGCCAGACCCCGGGCAGAGCUCACGUCACAUUGCUUUGUCACCUGGGGCCUGGGUAAAUGUCUGUACUUGGAGAUGUCACAGAAAUACAUUUUUGUGCAACGUG